Messenger RNA from Orbicella faveolata, 2883 nucleotides. RefSeq lists its product as uncharacterized. NCBI's taxonomy places the organism in Eukaryota, Metazoa, Cnidaria, Anthozoa, Scleractinia, Merulinidae. The record is from RefSeq and is a predicted model, not a curated record.
CUUGUUGUCACAAUUCUACUACCUGUAACUUUUCACAGGUAAGCUUUAUUUUGCCAGUUUUCAAUUGUAUUUUUGUCAACUGAGGAAGUACAAUGACGUCGUGCUAAGAAAUUUAUGCUUACUUGGAAUCGCUUCGAGUUUGGUUAUAACAUAAUGAUCGGUGCCACACAAUGGAAGUUUUACGUCCUAAACCGAGGUUUCGCUGAGUGAAAAACGAUGGAAAGAAUUGGAGAAAGUGAGAAUUUUGCAAGAUCUCCAUUCUGCCGUGUGGCAUUGUCGUCACAGAUGUGUCUUUAUGUCUUUUAUCAGGAAGUGUCAUCUUUCCAUUUUUCUUAAUUUCCUUUGGUUCCAGUAAAACAUGAUUAGAAGUACAACGUAAAAGAUUACGGGUGAUAUCAAAAUUGCGUCGGUUGCAUUUAAUUGUUUGAUCGCGUAAAAUGUUGUUUCGGGCUGUAGCGAAGUGUGCGUGCAGUUGAAACCGAAGCAUAGACUGAAUAGACUUUUGAUGUCUGAAAACUAAGUCAUCUUUAGAUUGCCCCCCCCCCCCUAAAAAAACAAACAAACAAACAAGCAAACGUAAGCAACAAACGCCUGAAGAAACUUCUAGACUUAUAAUGGAAAAAAUUGUCUCCUUUCGCGCCUGCACCGGUGUAUUUAAACCGGACAAGUGUGCCAGUGUUCACAGAGUUAUUUUCAGUUUUACUUAUUAGCUUAAAUAAGAAUAUCUACGCUUGUAAUGGAAGACGUUUGUUAAAAAAAUUAAAUUGACCAACACCUGAGAGGGUUUACAAACACUUUUUUGGUUGCUAUCGUGCUUACAGAGAUUAAAUCUACACUUAAUUCGUCACAAGAAUCGCAAGAUGAGACUGGAGUUAAUUGUGGCCUACAGAAUGUUACCUGCGGUCUUCCAGAAAAUGAUAUGCAUAUCAAAAGCUGAUAAAAGUUGAAUACAAAGCGAGAAAACGGCUAUUUUGCGAUCGGCCAUUUUGGCUACCUUUAAGGUGAAAAUAGUUUUUCUCGAUUUUCUCGAAUUUAAAGCGUUUCGAGCUUAAAAAAAAAUAUAUCACAUUUCGUAUCUACCUAGGGGCUAUUUGUGGAUGAAAAAACAAAAAUCGAUUUUUUCGACUUCCGCCACCUUAUGUUUGACAAUUAGAAAAAUUCACUCUUAACCACUGAAUUUAAGAUAUGUGCUAUAAAUAUCACCGUAGAACUCUUGCUUUGCUAUUCAGUCGAUUAAAUGGAACAGCGGCCACAGAUGGAUACGAAUUACUCCUUAGACAGCCUCAUAACGUAUGAUGAAAGCAAACAUUGAGAUACAGCCAGUGAGUCACAACCUGUAAAAACAAAAUAUGAAAAGCGGCUGGACUAAGACCCGAAGGCAGCUGUGUUGUCUUCGAACGCGUCUUUUCUUAAUUAAAAAUAAGGAGACAGGUUGUCAAAACAGAAGCCAUAUUAACGUUGCUUAUUUAGGAACAAAGUAAACAGAUUGAUAUAAAGAAAUGUUAAUAACAUAAAAUAGGCCAAUAAGAAUUUGGAAAGUGGUUACCUAAUUUUGAGAUCACUUUUUUAAGCAAGCAUAUUUUGAGAUCUCGACACAUAAAGGACCUGGCGUUCUUCUGGCAGUGGCAUAAGGUAAGAUAACGAUCAAUUCGUAAAAUAGUACCUGGUUGCAAUUGUCAGUUUGGACAACAUUGUAUUUUCUACUUAUUAACUUAGCUCAUUGGUGGAUAGCAGAUUACAGCAAAUUGAGAUCCUGUUCAGACUAGUGUCAGUUGAUUUGAUUGACAAGAAAUGAAAUGUGAGAAGUGAAAUGUGAAGAGUGCCAAUAUAAAUAAUGCAAAAAAAAAGAGCUGGGUAGCUGUUCGUUUUAAGAAGGAUAAUCUUUGGUAUCGACCCCUUUCAAUUCCUGCUUCUGAGCAAAGACAUUAUGAAUCCUAAGUUCUGGCUCUCAGUUGCGUUCUUGAUGUCCCGGAUUGGUGUAUUUCAAGCUGCUGCCCAAUGUCAACCAGCAGCGGAAUACUCUAUUAGAGGAAUGUUCCUCAGAGGCCACACCUUUAAAACGUUCAAGAUCGAAUGGCAUGAAAGCUGCUAUUUCAGGUGUGCCGAAGAAGUCACGUGUCAAAGCUACAAUUACGUCAUUGAUCAAAACCUCUGCGAAUUGAACAAUCGAACCAAGGAAGCAAGACCUGGAGAUUUCAUAGCGGAUCAAACAAGGUUCUACAUGAAACGAGCAAAAAACAGAGUCCCUCUUGGCUCCAUUCAAGAGCUUCCUGCUGAAUCGUGCAGUGAGAUCAAGGCGAGUGAAGGAAAUGAGAUGACUAACGGGGAUUACUGGAUAUACUCUGAUGGGAAUGCUCAGACAAUCCUGGCUCGCUGUGAAGAGAACUGGCAGAAGAUAAACACAGAUCCUGUUUGCUUUGGAGCACGAGAUAACCAGUAUGGCGCCUUUAACAUCACAAAGAAUGGACUUCUCAAGACAAUGAAGCUCGUCCACAAGUCGGGUUCGAUCAAAUGCAACAAAAAUGAGCCGGCAUCCUACUGGGGCUGCGCAUAUGAACCAUCGUAUGGCAAAAACGGCUUACUGACUAUCAUUACCAAUGCACAGCAAGAAGUCAUCCUGCCAUCUGCUAAAGAAUUGCAACACAAUUCUUGCACCAAAAACCACUAUUACCGCCUUGAUGGAACUACCCACACAUCUCCAGAGCUCGUUUUCCGCGAUCUUCCCAAUAAUGUGUCGGUGUCACGCAAUCAGGAGUUGCAGAUAUGGUACGGACAGGAUUGGAUCGAUUGUGCUGACGUUGACAACAAUGGUACAACAUGUGUUGAUGUGUAUGCGUGGUAUGAUUAAAAUCACAUGAGCCUCUGAUUUAUCGGGAACAAAUA